UUCGGUCUCACUGAUACCGUCCUGUGUUGGUUCCGAUCAUAUCUGACUAAUCGGGUCCAGUCAGUUAUUUCAAACUGCUUGACCUCGAAGAAAUCUAAUAUUGAAUUCGGAGUACCUCAGGGCUUGGUCCUAGGCCCGAUGCUUUUCACGAUGUAC
Molecule: messenger RNA, 156 nt
Organism: Lymnaea stagnalis (great pond snail)
Lineage: Eukaryota; Metazoa; Mollusca; Gastropoda; Lymnaeidae
Source: the annotation of a GenBank genome assembly